AUGGCUUCAGUUAUACUAGGAAUCCUUCUAGUACUCGUUCCACUUCCCCUUUCCGCCGAAGCUCAGAUCCGCGGCAACUUGACCUUGGGCUCCUUUUCGACGGCAAACGACCAGAACUCUUCCUGGCUGUCGCCGUCUGGCGAGUUUGCCUUCGGGUUCCGGAGAAUGGGAACAGGAGCUCAUUUGUUGGCUAUAUGGUUCGAGAAGAUAGAGGACAAGACCAUCGUCUGGUCGGCGAAUGGCGAUAAUCUAGCGCCCGAAGGUUCGCAAGUCCAGUUGACCGCCAACGGCGGGCUGGUGCUUACCGACCCAAGAGAGAGAGAGCUGUGGUCUUCUGGCCUGAACGGCAAUGGCUUAGCGUAUGCGGCCAUGCUCGACACGGGGAACUUCAUCCUAGCAAGCGCGAACCACGUCAACUUGUGGGAUUCGUUCAGCCAACCAACGGAUACAAUAUUGCCUACGCAGCAGUUAGAUCUUGGGGCUAAUGUUAAAGCUCGCUAUUCCGAAACGAAUUACUCCACCGGGAGAUUCCUCUUCGCACUGCAAACCGACGGAAAUCUCGUGCUCUAUGCCACUCCUACCCCGCUGGUAGUCUCAGAUGCAUACUGGGCCACCAACACCAUCACCGCUGGCCGUAUGGGCUUCCGGUUGAUAUUCAAUCAAAGUGGUCAGGUCUACCUCACGGACAGGAAUGGAACAAUACUCAACACCAUCACCGCAGAACUAGUUCCAACAAGCGGAUAUUACCAAAGAGCGAUCCUUGAAUACGACGGGGUAUUUAGGCAAUAUAUCCACCCUAAGACGGCAAAUUCAAGUUCUGGCCGGCUUAUUGGCUGGUCGAGGGUCUCUGCCCCAGUCCCACAAAAUUUAUGCACGAGCAUCGCCCAACAGAUUGGCAGUGGAGCUUGUGGCUUCAACAGCUACUGCACUCUUGGAGAUGAUCUGAGGCCUCGAUGCCAAUGCCCACCUGGAUAUACUCUGUUAGAUUCAACGAACGAGAUGAACGGAUGCAUACAGGCCUUCGCACCACAGAAUUGUAACGGAAGUAGGCAUGAAACAGACCAAUUCGAUUUGCUUGAAAUGCCCAAUACAAACUGGCCAGAGUCUGAUUACGAGCGUAGCGUGGCACAAACUGAGGACUGGUGCAGAGAGGCUUGCUUGGCUGAUUGUUUUUGCGCAGUCGCCAUUUUCGGCGAUGGAAUUUGCUGGAAAAAGAAGAUCCCUCUUUCAAAUGGAAGGAAGGAUUCAUCGGAGGCUGGAACUAAAGCUCUGAUCAAGGUCAGGAUACAUAACAGGACUUCAAAAUCUCUUUAG
Messenger RNA from Eucalyptus grandis, 1314 nucleotides. Its product is annotated as G-type lectin S-receptor-like serine/threonine-protein kinase LECRK3. The coding region runs from base 1 to 1314 and encodes 437 amino acids. The transcript has a single exon. Lineage: Eukaryota; Viridiplantae; Streptophyta; Magnoliopsida; Myrtales; Myrtaceae. The record is from RefSeq and is a predicted model, not a curated record.